GAUGCCAUGUGUUCGCCUCGCCGUUUGUUUUUGUUUUGUUUUGUUUGUGAUUUUUGAUUCCGGUUGAUAAUUGAGGUUAGGAUUGCCAAUGCCAAACAUAAAGAAAGUUAGGAACCAAUUUUAUAUUAAACUAUUUUUGUUGAUCUGAGAUAACUUAUUUUAUGUCAAUUAUUUUGUGAAUUAUUAUCAAAGUUGCGCCAUAAUGAGACAGCUAUCCGAUGAAAGGACAAGGGCAGUUUUCGAGAAGCUAUCAAAAUAUAUUGGAGCAAAUGUGAAAAUCUUAAUCGAUCGGCCAGAUGGAGCUUACUGUUUUAGGGAGAGGAAAGAUAGAGUGUACUACCUUUCAGAAAAAUUGGCAUCCUUGGCUAGCAAUGUUGGCCCCGAUAAUCUCUUGAGUGCUGGUACUUGUUUUGGAAAGUUCACAAAAUCUAACAAGUUUAUGUUACACAUAACAGCAUUAAGCUACCUUGCCCCAUACGCACAGCACAAAAUCUGGGUGAAACCGUCUGCAGAACAGCAGUUCUUGUAUGGUAACAGUGUGACCAAGGCAGGCUUGGGGCGCAUAACUGAGAACACACAGAGAUAUGAUGGUGUUAUUGUGUAUUCAAUGAGUGACAUUCCUCUGGGUUUUGGAAUAGCAGGGAAGAGCACGACAGACUGUAAACAUGCUGAUCCGAUGGCAAUAGUCUGCAUCCACCAAGCUGACAUCGGUGAAUACAUCAGAAAGGAAGAUACGUUAACAUAAAUAAAUCUUGCUCUCAAAUUU
Molecule: messenger RNA, 766 nt
Organism: Macrosteles quadrilineatus (aster leafhopper)
Lineage: Eukaryota; Metazoa; Arthropoda; Insecta; Hemiptera; Cicadellidae
Product: 60S ribosome subunit biogenesis protein NIP7 homolog
Exons: 4
Coding region: 203-745 (180 amino acids)
Biological process (GO): ribosomal large subunit biogenesis; ribosome assembly
Cellular component (GO): nucleolus; preribosome, large subunit precursor; nucleus
Molecular function (GO): RNA binding
Source: RefSeq, a predicted model, not a curated record